AGGAAGAGGAAGAGCGCGGCCGGGUGCGCGGCGCGGAGCAGGGGCCCGGCCGAGGCUACAGCGCGCGGGCCACCAUGGCCACCGACGAGCUGGCCAGUAAGCUGAGCCGGAGGCUGCAGAUGGAGGACGAAGGCGGCGAGGCGACGGAGCAGCCGGGGCUCAACGGGGCGGCGGCGGCUGCGUCCGGGGCUCCCGACGAGACUGCCCAGGCGUUGGGCAGCGCGGACGACGAGCUGAGCGCCAAGCUGCUGCGGCGCGCGGACCUCAACCAGGGCAUCGGCGAGCCGCAGUCGCCCAGCCGCCGCGUCUUCAACCCCUACACCGAGUUCAAGGAGUUCUCCAGGAAGCAGAUCAAAGACAUGGAGAAGAUGUUCAAACAGUACGAUGCCGGCAGGGAUGGCUUCAUCGAUUUGAUGGAGCUCAAGCUCAUGAUGGAGAAGCUGGGCGCCCCCCAGACGCACCUGGGGCUAAAGAGCAUGAUCAACGAAGUGGAUGAGGAUUUUGACAGCAAACUCAGCUUCCGGGAGUUCCUUCUGAUCUUCCGCAAGGCAGCAGCAGGGGAGUUACAGGAAGACAGUGGCUUACACGUCCUGGCCCGCCUUUCUGAGAUCGAUGUCUCCACCGAGGGCGUUAAAGGUGCCAAGAACUUCUUCGAGGCCAAGGUACAAGCCAUCAACGUGUCCAGCCGAUUUGAGGAAGAGAUCAAAGCCGAGCAAGAGGAAAGGAGGAAGCAGGCUGAGGAAGUGAAGCAGCGAAAAGCGGCCUUUAAGGAGCUGCAGUCCACCUUCAAGUAGCCAGGGACAAGGCCGAGCGAGACCCGGCCCUGCCCCGUGUGCGGUCUGGGGUCACGGGUGGGUACAGGAGACCUGAGGGAGACAAGCCUGAGUCCUGCUCUCUGUGUGCCCGGACCACUACUAAAACCUAAACUGUAUGUGAACGGAUCUCAUUCAGGAGUCUCCCCAGUGGCUGGGCCGGUCCCUGCUCCCUCCCGCUGUUCCUGAGGCUGUGACACCAGCCACCAGCAUCCUCUCUGGCCAUCCCUGUGUCUCUUGUUCUCUGGCCACCCCGCUGCUGCCCCAGCCCAGCUCCGGCCCAUUCAUGCCCUUGUCUUGUAAACCAGCUACUCUCUCCACCCACCUACCCUUAACUAGAGGCUGCCCUGCCCUGGGCCUGAUGGCUCCUUCCUAAGUAGGGACCAGCAGA
Acomys russatus (golden spiny mouse) is the source of this 1203-nucleotide messenger RNA. RefSeq names its product EF-hand domain family member D2 (gene Efhd2). The transcript has 4 exons. Gene Ontology annotation, molecular function: calcium ion binding. NCBI's taxonomy places the organism in Eukaryota, Metazoa, Chordata, Mammalia, Rodentia, Muridae. The record is from RefSeq and is a predicted model, not a curated record. The coding region runs from base 75 to 794 and encodes 239 amino acids.